Trypanosoma theileri is the source of this 1344-nucleotide messenger RNA. RefSeq lists its product as uncharacterized. The record is from RefSeq and is a predicted model, not a curated record. Lineage: Eukaryota; Euglenozoa; Kinetoplastea; Trypanosomatida; Trypanosomatidae. The transcript has a single exon. Bases 1 to 1344 code for a protein of 447 amino acids.
AUGAGACCAAACAAAGUUGAGCGCCGAAAGGAGUUGGAGUGCGCCAUCGCGCUGCGGCAGAAAGAGAUGGAGGAACUGCAGCGCCGAAAGUCGGAACUCGAAGAGGCGUUAAGUAUGCGCUCCGGGGCCCUCGCGGCCGGCGAUCUCGCAGCGGCGUUCCCAGUGCUCGACUACUGUGGGGCCAGGCCGCGGAAGGAUGUGCGGCAGCUUCCAAUCGAACACGUGGGGACGGUGAUGACUCAGUUUGACAUUGCGUUAAAGGCCAUCACACAGUAUAACCACUCUCUUCAACAGCAGAUUGAUGAACUCAAUCGUCGCAUCAAGACAGAGGGGCAGCGCUGUGCGAAGGUGAAACAAAAUACAAAGUUGCUGGCUGAUACUACUGGGUGUCAAGUUGGAACAACUAAUGAUGUAAAUGGGAACAAAUUACUCAAUAACGAUGGUGAGGAGGUCACAGUUCAAGAAUUGGAGAGAAGGAAAGCUAUCAUUGAGAGAGAAAUCAAGGCAGGACAACUGCUUAUAAAAAAGAAAGAGAAGGCUAUUCUAAGUAUGUCCGACAUGCUACAAGAACGUCAGGAAAUUCUUGAUGAAAUCAACGCAUUAAAUAACGAAAUACGUGUCACGGAACGUGAUACAAGGUGUGAAGAAGAAGCUUUACAGGAACUUAAUGCUGAACACGCCGCUCUUGAUGCGAAACUUAAUGCUGCAAUGCAGGUAAAUGUUUCCAGUUCACGCCAGAUUAUUCAAAAAGGUAUUGAAGCUAUAAAGGAUGAAAUUGAUGAAACAGUAAACGGCACACGUCGUGGACAAGAAAGAGUUAUUAAGGCUCAAGACUACCGUAUUGAACAGCUUGAACGUCGUUUAGAAUGUAUUCAGAAAGCGCUUCAGAAUAACAAUCUUGUGCGAGAGGUGGAUUCACUUCUCUCACGGAACUGGGAAUCAAAUGGUGAACUGGUUCUUGUUGAUUCUGAGGCAGAUAUGUAUGACUUAGAAAAAAUCAUUCCAGCACAGGAAAAAUGCCAUCCUGUUAUAUAUAAGUUGCUUCUCGCAGAGGAGGAAAGACUUUCACGACGCAUUGAAACUCUGAACACCAUUGUAAAGGAAAAGGAAGAUGUGAUUGAUGCUCUUGCAUGUAAGGUUGAAGCAUUGUCGCGGGAGUGCCAAAAAGCCAUUCAGGAACUUGACCAACUUGCUUCAGGGGCUGCAUAUGAAGAAGAAAAACAACGAAUAAAGGCCAUGGAGUACAUCCAAGAACAGCGUCUGCACUACUCUGAUCUUUUCUUUGAAAGGCAGAAACUAAAGUCAAAGGCCCUUGCAACUUCACGGAAGGCCAUAUGCAAGUAG